Messenger RNA from Pundamilia nyererei, 2624 nucleotides. RefSeq names its product methyltransferase 16, N6-methyladenosine (gene mettl16). Gene Ontology annotation, cellular component: nucleus. Lineage: Eukaryota; Metazoa; Chordata; Actinopteri; Cichliformes; Cichlidae. The coding region runs from base 1 to 1623 and encodes 540 amino acids. The transcript is spliced from 10 exons. Gene Ontology annotation, biological process: rRNA base methylation. Gene Ontology annotation, molecular function: 23S rRNA (adenine(1618)-N(6))-methyltransferase activity. The record is from RefSeq and is a predicted model, not a curated record.
AUGGCUGAAAUCAUUAAACACGGCGAGAAGGAGAAGACGGGCGAGCUGAACGACUGGGACCGAGAACUGGGAAUAAAAAGUGGGAGAGUGAAUUUCAAAGAGCCGGAGGCGGUGCGAGCGCUGACCUGCACCCUGUUAAAGGAGGACUUUGGUUUGGCCAUCGAGAUCCCUCUGGAGCGACUCAUACCCACCGUCCCCCUGCGCCUCAACUACAUCCACUGGGUGGAGGACCUCAUUGACGGCCAGAAACAGCCGCGCAGGGGCAUCGACAUCGGCACUGGGGCGUCCUGUAUCUACCCCUUACUGGGAGCCACAAUGAACGGCUGGUACUUCCUCGCCACAGAGGUGGACGACAUCUGCUUUGACUAUGCUACCAAAAACGUGGAGCAGAACAACCUGUCCGACCUGGUCAAAGUCGUCAAAGUUCCUCAGAAGACUUUACUGAUGGAUGCCUUGAAAGAAGAGACAGAAAUGGUGUACGACUUCUGCAUGUGCAACCCUCCAUUUUUCGCCAACCAGCUGGAAGCAAAGGGGGUAAACUCCAGAAACUCACGCCGACCUCCUCCCAGUUCAGUGAACACAGGCGGGGUGACAGAGAUCAUGGCAGAGGGCGGAGAACUGGAGUUUGUCAAGAGGAUCAUUCAUGACAGCCUGCAGCUCAAGAAGCGCCUUAGGUGGUACAGCUGCAUGUUGGGAAAGAAGUGCAGCCUGGCACCUUUGAAAGAGGAGCUGAGGAAGCAAGGGGUGCCUAAAGUGACCCACACUGAGUUUUGCCAGGGGCGGACCAUGCGGUGGGCACUGGCUUGGAGUUUCUAUGACGACGUGGUUGUUCCGUCCCCUCCCAGUAAGAAGUGUAAACUGGAGAAGGCCCGGAAGCCGCUGUCGUUCACAAUGCCGGAGGCGGGACUGAAGGAGCUCCAAGCCAAGGCCUCGGCUUUAGGCUGCACGUGCCGCAGCCCUGUGGACAGCCUCACCGUUCUGGUCGAGAAGACGCUCAGUGAGCUGCGGGUGCUGCACAAACGUGUGCCUUGCAAAAAGGAGGAGCAGAGCCUCUUUCUGACAGCUGUGGAGAACACCUGGAUCCACGGGCGUCAGAAGAGACGUGAACAGACACGUCAGCUGCGAGAGCUCCCCAGGGCGCCACACUGUGCCGGAACCACUUCACAAACCACCGUGACCGCAGGUGCUCCAGAAACAUGCCCGACCUCCCAAAACCAACUGACCACCGCAGAAAACAGCAGCAGCCAGAACGAGAACGCUGAGAGCAAAAGCACGCCUGCAGACAAGCCGGGUAAAGAAGUCACAGAGAGCAUGACUGGGGAACAAAAAGAGGCCCCAGAAAAAGUAACAGGCGAGGAUGUGGACAUGGAGUCCUCUACCUGCACAGGGCAGGAAGCAGACCUGAAGGAAACACCUGCUGCAGCGAGCGAGCCGCCCUCGAAACAACCCGUGAGCCCCAGCACUGUCAAACACUUCUUGUUUAAGUGUCUGCUGAACGUGAUCCAGGAGCAGAGUGACGUAGUGAUCGAGAUGCACUGGGUGGAGGGUCUGAACAGAGACCUGAUGAACCAGCUGUGCACUUACCUGAAGAACACACUUUUAAAGACUGUCGCAAAGUCCUGAUCAGCAAGUCGAGAUCUUUUCUUCUCAAAAAUUAAAAGCUUUAUUUUUUAGACAUGAUUAAUGUUAGGCUGUGUGUUGGGAAGUUUAUUUUGUAUAGCUUCUGAAAGGCAAUUCUGUAUUGGCUGUUUCUUUUAAUUCACUUUUAAGAUUUUGUAUUCUAGAGGCAAAAGUCUCCUAAAAAAAAAAAAAAUCCAAAUCACCUGUUUUAAUUAAAAUACUUAUUAAUAUACUAUACUUCAUGUCAACCGUACAACAAACAAACCAUCAUACAUAACAAGAAUUUCUAUCGCAACAAAAGUAAGGAGACACCACCUUGUAGCGCUCGUCACCAAUUGAGCUUUACAAGUUAAUUGUAUUGAGCUGGAAUCUUCAGGGAAAUUACUCCGAACACUCCAACCAAUGAUUCAUUUGGCCUUGCCAAUAGCUGAUAUACUCAUGGAAUCACCCAACACUGCAUAUUGUGUUAUAAAUUGCAAAAAUAUUUGGAAUAAAUUUACAUUUUUAUACAGAUUUUUUUCCCUUUCCCAUUUUUACUGAAUUCUCUUUAAUUGUGUAGUACCUGUAAAUAUCCACAAGAGGGCAGCGUCAGCUUGUCCUGUGCGUUAUGAUCCGUUGUACUCGUUGAUCUUUAAUUGUUCCUUUGUUAGAGAUUGUAUUUUAGACUCACUGUCGCUCCAGUUUGGCAAAACUGUUUUAAAUAGACCCACAGACCGUGUAAUUCAGGAAGUUCCUGGAGCCCCUCGGUCUUUCCUGGAGAGCCUUUGGUAUUAUUACUCUGCUGUACCCGGCUGACUUCCUCAACAGCAUCGAGUGAAUAACAGGAAAACAUUCCCAAAAUAUGCAGGGCCACGUGUACGUAUGUGCACAUUUUCUGUUGUCAUAAGCAGAAACGCGGUUCCUGCUCGUACGACGUGUCCUGCGGUCACGGCCGGACUUUGACUCCGGCGACGCAUGAGUCAUGUGAUAUCUGCUGAAUAAAGGGCAACAACAUUAGAAGCUGG